Molecule: messenger RNA, 276 nt
Organism: Helobdella robusta
Lineage: Eukaryota; Metazoa; Annelida; Clitellata; Rhynchobdellida; Glossiphoniidae
Exons: 2
Biological process (GO): chloride transport
Cellular component (GO): apical plasma membrane; cytoplasm
Molecular function (GO): chloride channel activity
Source: RefSeq, a predicted model, not a curated record
UUGUUGAAAUGUCUUGAAAAGCUUGAAAGUUAUCUGAAGAGCAGUGAGUUUGAUUUUCUUGUGGGGAACUACCUUAGCAGAGCUGAUUGUUAUCUGCUUCCAACACUUCAACAUAUUAGAGUGGCUGGCAAGGCUUACAGAGGCUUUGAGAUUCCAACGGAAUUUAAAAGCUUGUGGACUUAUUUAAAAAAUGCAUAUUCUACUGACGCCUUUUUGGAGUCUUGUCCGGCAGACAGAGAAAUAGUUACCCACUACAUUACCAAAGUGAUCAUUUAA